Sardina pilchardus (European sardine) is the source of this 695-nucleotide messenger RNA. Its product is annotated as ubiquinol-cytochrome-c reductase complex assembly factor 2. Lineage: Eukaryota; Metazoa; Chordata; Actinopteri; Clupeiformes; Clupeidae. Gene Ontology annotation, biological process: mitochondrial respiratory chain complex III assembly. Gene Ontology annotation, cellular component: mitochondrial matrix. Bases 228 to 617 code for a protein of 129 amino acids. The transcript is spliced from 4 exons. The record is from RefSeq and is a predicted model, not a curated record.
CAUUAGGACACCGGAAACUACGGCAACUGAGGCAGCAGCGAUUUCUUUGAUUUGUUCCUAAAUAUUUAGAUUUGUUACUAUUCCCGUGAUUGAUGUUGACCUGUAACACGUUUUCCAUGUUUCGGAGAACGUAUGAUUGAAACAGGAUAUGAAAUAGGAAUUCACUGGUCGCCUCCCAAUUAUAUAGGUAACCUGCUAUCGUACAUCAUCGUUAACCUCACACAAAAAUGUCCGCCACAAGGUAUAGACGAUUUCUCAAACUCUGCGAAGAAUGGCCAAGGGACGAAUCAAAAAAAGGCCGUGAUUUAGGCACGUUCCUUCGACAGAGAGUAGCGCAUGCAUUUCGUGAAGGAGAAAAUACACAGUUAUCAGACCCAGAAAAAUGUGACCAGAUGUACGAAAGCUUGGCCCGAAUCAACAGUAACAUUUACAAGGAAAAGUUUCCUCGAGCAAAGGACACAAGUUUCACAGGUGUUACAGUUGAGGAGUGUCGGAUGUUGUUAUCAACAGGGAACAUGCAACAGAUGGAUGAGGAGAAGAAGGGUUUGUGGAAGACCCUAAUGGAACGAUUCUCAUCCAAGCCUGAGGAGACCCCCGAAAAGCCCACUGAAAAGUAGUUAGCCAAUGUUCUUUCUGUAUAUUUUUCCUGUUUCUUGGUCCAAGUAUAAAUAAAAUAUAUUGUAAUUAAAUAGAAA